Molecule: messenger RNA, 3219 nt
Organism: Pseudoliparis swirei
Lineage: Eukaryota; Metazoa; Chordata; Actinopteri; Perciformes; Liparidae
Gene: cd44b
Product: CD44 molecule (Indian blood group) b
Exons: 8
Coding region: 346-1593 (415 amino acids)
Biological process (GO): inflammatory response; positive regulation of ERK1 and ERK2 cascade; cell adhesion
Cellular component (GO): macrophage migration inhibitory factor receptor complex; basolateral plasma membrane; plasma membrane
Molecular function (GO): cytokine receptor activity; hyaluronic acid binding
Source: RefSeq, a predicted model, not a curated record
GAACCACUCUUGCCCUUCUGCGUGUGUGCCACUAGUCAGUGUCUUUCAGGCAAAGAAUAGAAAAGUUAGAGCAAAGUCUGAGUCAGCUCCAGCAGCUACUAGACACUCUCAGCAACUCCCUCCACAUUGACAGAUUUCUUCUCUCUCUUUUCUGCAUUUUUUUUUUACUGCUCUCUCUCUCUCUCUCUCUUUCACACACACACACAAAACACACACCACAACCACUACCACUACCACCACCACCACCCGUCACUCCUGGCUGAGGGAAGACAAGACCACAGGAGAACUGUAACACACCUUUACUCCCAGCUACUCACCCAGGCAUCGACAGACGCCUUGCCCAGGAUGUGGACGCUUGUCUUUGGGGUCACCUUUGGAUUAUUGGCCUCCUCCAGGUCGGAACAACUUCAAGUGAAUUCCCGCAGCUGCAGCUAUGUCGGGGUUUUUUUGGCUGAGGGAGCGAGUCGCCACUCCCUGAACUUUGACACGGCUCGAAAGGUGUGUGAGCAGCUGCAGAGCGACUUGGCGAGUCCAGAACAAGUCCAGGAGGCCUAUGAUAAAAAAAUGGAAACAUGCAGAAACGGCUGGACCAGCAAUAUGAGCGUUGCCAUACUCAGACACUCGCACCAUGAAAACUGUGCAAAGAACAUGACGGGCUUCAUUAUUCAUUCACGUGAAACUCCUGAAGAACUCUGUGAUGCUUACUGCUAUGAUGACAAAGCUGGACCUGAGGAGGACUGUACGAAAGCAUUCGCGGUGGAGGAAUACUCAGACGCACCAGAUGAAGCCUCACCACAGCCUCAGGUCCCAACACCAGCAGAGGGCCAGGAAGAGACUAUUCCAAAAACACGACCCGAGGAGGCUUCUGUUAGUGAGGGUGGCGACCCGUCGGCAGCCACCGGAGAAGAGGCUCUUGGGGACGUGACCCAAAUGACCCCGUCAGCCACCACGACUACGAGUCUAGACAAACCAGCUGCUGCCACGGAGAGUCCUGCAGUGGAAGACAACACCGUUGGAGCGAGUGAGAACAGCAAUGUGGGGUCCACUUUCACUGCGAGAGAGUUUGACCAGCCCACUGGAUCUGGCAUGAUGUCCCCCUUCUCUGAGGAGGAGGACACGUCUCCAACUGUUGGAGAGACAGACGAAACACAACCUCCUACUGACGAUGAGCCACAGAAAGGGAAAAUAGAGCCCGGCAGAGUCGAUGCCAUUACAGAGCCUCCACAACAACAACAACCUAAUGGCAAAGGACGGGACCUGGGGUCUGCUGUGCCUGAGUCCGACCACCAUGGCUCAAGGAACUGGCUGGUUAUCAUCGGAGUGAUUGUGGCCAUUGCUGCUAUUCUUCUCGUGUGUGCAGCUAUUGUCAAGAGAAAGAGCUGGUUCGGCAAACAGCAGACGCUGAUGAUCACGUCCAAAGACGGCGGUGAGGGAAACGGGGCUGCAGCAUCAGCAUCCAGCUCCCACUCCCAGGAGAGAGAGCAGGAAAUGGUGACCCUCAUGAACAAAGAGAAGAUCCAGGAGAACGGCAACACAGAGGAGUUCACCGUCAUCACACUAGAGGAGUCGCCAGAUAAAGAACAGCUGGCGUGAGAGAAUAGUGGAGGGGCUGGCAGAAAAGAGCGAGGAGAGGCAGGCUUGGCGUAAGGAGAUGGUUUAGAGAUGGAACAGGUUGGGGCUCCCAACACUGGGUGGAACAACUGCUUAGGUGGCCAGCACUGGAUGGACACCACGUAAGGAUAUGUGUGUGUGUGUGUUACUUCCAGAGAUUGUCUAACUGAGGUACCAUAUUGUCUCGGUUCAGCGGGGUCUUUCAACCCAACAUGUGCAUCAUUUAUGGUGUGGAACCAUGCAUGAUGCAGCAAGGUGUGUGAGUGUGUAACGUGUCAGUUCUUUGUGUUUGUGAGCUGUAUGUUUCAUGUUAAUGAUAGGGCUGGGUAGACGUGGGUUUCAAAGGAAGGCUGGAUGAGGGUCUAAUUUAGGGAGAACAUUGAUGGCAAAUUAUUAUAUUGGUGGAUCCUAAAUUGUAGAGCCUUUCACUGUAAAUGAGAAAUGACAAGUUAAUGAUGUGAACUGGGUUAUUAUAUUUGAGAUACUGUGGAUAAAAAGAAAAAUCUUAAUUUUGAGCAAAACAGCCUUUGGUGUUUUACAUGUUUCAUCUCCUUGUUUUGUUUACUUAUUGUGGUAACUUUGUAUAUUUCAGACAUUGCCUGUGGACUGGAGUUUUUUCCAUUUGCAAUACAAUUGGGGCUGUUAAUACCUUAAUGUAUGCAGGUUUGAGUCCCCUUUUCUUGGUCUCUGUAUAUAACGUGUAUGUUUUGGAAAUGCCUUAGCAAUAGCUGCAAGUGCUUUUUGUUGUUUGGUAGAAAGGGGCUUUGUAUCUCUUUUAAAAAAAAAGGAAUGUGUCAUUUUUUAGGGUUAUUUAAUUAGAAAGCAGUACCUCUGAAGUACACAUUUGUGAAUUAAUCUUUUGCAAUAGUCAGAGUGGAGUGAAUAUUGUAUGAAUGAACUUGAUGUAUAGCAUCCAAAACUGUGCAAUUGAUGCACCACUGAAGCCCAUUAUUAUGGUAUGCAUUUAUAUUGGGCUGGUAAUAAUAAUGAUGAUGAAGUCCCGAAUGUUAUCCUGAGGAUAGGUGGCAUUAUAAAAAUGAUGGAGACAUACUAUAUACACAGUGUGUACAUUGAUUAAGAAAAAUCAAAGAUCGAAAGAAAGAAUAGGAUUAAUUAAUCAUCUUUUAAAUGCUAAAAGUAUGCUCAUUUGCGUCAAUUGAGUGACAGCGGCCUAGCUUUAGAUGAUAAACUACAUGGCACCUAUGAUAACAGGGAGCCGGUUUCUUCAUAAAAAUGGGGCUGUGACAAAGUCGUCUACAUAGGGGAGGGGGGGGGGGGGGGGGGUAAUAAAGCUGUUGUGCUUGCCAAUGUGCCAGUUUUUGUACAUUUCCCACAUGUAAACAAAAUGCUGCAGUUUUUCUACUGACCUUCCCCUUGGUGAAAUAUAUCAUUCAUUGUGUCAUAUCAAUAUUGUUCCUUGUGUGACAGCUAAUUCUUUCUGGUUCAAUAUGAAAAUGCAGAAUUACAUCCAGCGAUUGCAAACUGAUUUCUUGUUUUUUUUCUUCUUUUCUUUCUGCUUUUGCUCACAUGGUCAUGACAAAUUAACAAAAGACGUUGCUGAAAAGAUUUGUAAUGUCAUGGAUGAAAAUAAAUGUGCAUAGAAAGAGA